AGCCGGAGCCGGCCCCUCCCACAAGCACGCGGAACCACGACUUACUCGGGCGCCCGGUGCACGUGACCUGGUAACCGGCGCCGCAGUGCAUGAUGGGUGCCGCCAUGUUCCGCCUGCCGGCCGUGCCCGCCCCGUCCCCGACGGCGGGGACUGUGUCCUCAGGACCAGGCAGAGGCCCGACGUGAAUUUGCUGUUUGAUAAACGUUGACCGAAUGUGUGCAUAUAACUAAGACGGAGCAGGUUACCAUGCAGUGGAGAAAAAAUACAAGGACAUCAACCUCGCGGCUAAUUCAGAGUAUUGUAGUGCUGAGCACUGAGCGCCCGGAGGUGAGAAAGGAUGUGCUGCACUGAUGUGGUUUUAGGGUCACCUACAUGGGCUCCCCUAUCCAAGUGUAUUUAUCCUCAGGAUCCCAUCCCGAUGCCACAUUACAGUUGAUCAUCCUGCCUCCUGGGGCUUCUCUUGGCUGUGACAGUUUCUCAGGCUUUCCUUGUUUUGAUGACCGUGACAGUUUUCAUGAGGACUGGUCAGGAGUACCUGUUCACAUCUGGAGAAUCUGCUCCUUGAAGAAAUCUUGAGGAACGUUGUUUUAAGAUAGCUGGUCAGCUUCCUUGGAUUUUGCUGAUGACCCAGGAGAGCUUUGCCUGAAGAUGGAAACACUGGAGUCGGAGCUGACCUGCCCUAUUUGUCUGGAGCUCUUUGAGGACCCUCUCCUGCUCCCCUGUGCACACAGCCUCUGCUUCAACUGCGCCCACCGCAUCCUGGUGUCACACUGCGCUACCAACGAGUCCGUGGAGUCCAUCACUGCCUUCCAGUGCCCCACCUGCCGGCAUGUCAUCACGCUCAGCCAGCGAGGUCUAGACGGGCUCAAACGCAACGUCACCCUGCAGAACAUCAUCGACAGGUUCCAGAAAGCCUCAGUGAGCGGGCCCAAUUCCCCCAGUGAGACCCGCCGGGAGCGGGCGUUUGACGGCAACACCAUGACCUCCGCUGAGAAAGUCCUCUGCCAGUUCUGUGACCAGGAUCCCGCCCAGGAUGCUGUGAAAACCUGUGUCACUUGCGAAGUGUCCUACUGUGACGAGUGCCUGAAAGCCACUCACCCGAACAAGAAGCCCUUUACGGGCCAUCGUCUGAUUGAGCCAAUUCCGGACUCGCACAUCCGGGGGCUGAUGUGCUUGGAGCACGAGGAUGAGAAGGUGAAUAUGUACUGUGUGACCGAUGACCAGUUAAUCUGUGCCUUGUGUAAACUGGUUGGGCGGCACCGAGAUCAUCAGGUGGCAGCUUUGAGUGAGCGCUAUGACAAAUUGAAGCAAAACUUAGAGAGUAACCUCACCAACCUUAUUAAGAGGAACACGGAACUGGAGACCCUUUUGGCUAAACUCAUCCAAACGUGCCAACAUGUUGAGGUCAAUGCAUCGCGUCAAGAAGCCAAAUUGAUGGAGGAGUGCGAUCUUCUUAUUGAGAUCAUUCAGCAAAGACGACAAAUUAUUGGAACCAAGAUCAAAGAAGGGAAGGUGAUGCGGCUUCGGAAACUGGCUCAGCAGAUUGCAAACUGCAAACAGUGCAUUGAGAGGUCGGCAUCACUCAUCUCCCAAGCGGAACACUCUCUGAAGGAGAAUGAUCACGCGCGUUUCCUACAGACUGCUAAGAACAUCACCGAGAGAGUCUCCAUGGCAACGGCAUCAUCCCAGGUCCUAAUUCCUGAAAUCAACCUCAACGACACAUUUGACACCUUUGCCUUAGAUUUUUCCCGAGAGAAGAAAUUGCUAGAAUGUCUGGAUUACCUUACAGCUCCCAACCCUCCCACAAUUAGAGAAGAGCUCUGCACGGCUUCCUACGACACCAUCACCGUUCACUGGACCUCUGAUGACGAAUUCAGUGUGGUCUCCUACGAGCUCCAGUACACCAUCUUCACCGGACAAGCCAAUGUUGUUAGUCUGUGCAACUCGGCCGACAGCUGGAUGAUCGUGCCCAACAUCAAGCAGAACCACUACACGGUCCACGGUCUGCAGAGCGGCACCAAGUACAUCUUCAUCGUCAAGGCCAUCAACCAGGCGGGCAGCCGCAGCAGUGAGCCUGGGAAGUUGAAGACAAACAGCCAGCCUUUUAAACUGGACCCCAAAUCUGCACAUCGCAAGCUAAAGGUGUCCCAUGAUAACUUGACGGUGGAACGUGAUGAAUCCUCCUCCAAAAAGAGCCACACGCCUGAACGCUUCACCAGCCAGGGGAGCUAUGGUGUAGCUGGAAACGUGUUCAUUGACAGUGGCCGCCAUUACUGGGAAGUGGUCAUAAGCGGAAGCACAUGGUAUGCCAUUGGCCUUGCUUACAAAUCAGCCCCGAAGCACGAGUGGAUUGGGAAGAACUCUGCUUCCUGGGCGCUGUGCCGCUGUCACAACACCUGGGUGGUGAGACACAACAGCAAGGAGAUCCCCAUCGAGCCAGCCCCGCACCUCCGGCGCGUCGGCAUCCUGCUGGACUACGACAACGGCUCCAUCGCUUUCUACGAUGCUUUGAACUCCAUCCACCUCUACACUUUCGACAUCACAUUCUCGCAGCCUGUGUGCCCCACCUUCACCGUGUGGAACAAAUGUUUGACCAUUAUAACUGGCCUUCCGAUCCCAGACCAUCUGGACUGCACAGAGCAGCUGCCGUGAGCACCUGGCCACAUGGAGCUGGCACCUGGGGAAUAGAAAGGGUGGUGACCACCUCUGCGGGGGACAGAGAAAGCACAGGCUUCCAGAAUGUGAUUCAGUCUCGCCAAAGUGUCUAGAAACCGGCCAAGAUAAGACGUAAAACAGGCGAUUCCCCCCCUUUUACUGUGUUUUAUAUUAAGUACAGGCUUUAAUAAUUUCUUCAAAAACAUUUUUUUGUAUUUACAGGAAAAUUUAUAGAUUAUUUAUAAAAGAAACAUAACCGGGAUUACCAGUCUUAGGAAUUCUCUGCUUUUGCACACGAGGAGGCCCAGAAGUUCACCAACUUCUUACACCCUUUAUUUCAUCACAGUCUAUGGGCUUGAGUUAAAAAAAAUCUUUAUCCACCCCAUUAUAGGCGCCGUCACUCCUGCAGUGCAUAACAAUAUGCAAGUAUUUUAAAGAAAGAUAAAAAGUAAUUUUCAACCUCGUAGGGAGGGUGACAGGCUUGCUUAAACGCUGGUUUAUUUGGAAGUGUUUUAACUGUGAUGUCAGAAACUUCUCUUGGCUAGAGUAGGAUGGAGAGGAAAAGACAAGGUCAAGAAUUGACUUGGGAGCUUGGAACCCACCAUGGCGAAAUCUGUCAUCACCCUCUACUGGGAUGAUGAUGGAAAGAAAGGUUUGGAAACCUUUGGCCAUAUUUUGCCCUGCUUUUCCCAGGAUUAAGGAUUCUAGGAGAAAGAACAUGACAAAUGAGAUAGCAAUUGAAAACAGUCACUUUGAAUCCUACUGAUUAUUCAGAAAUUCAGGCUGAUUUGUUUUUCCCGAAGUACGAUCCUGUGCUGAUAUACAUCGCUUUCAUUCUUCCUUUUUACUAGCUUCUUUAGGCCUCUGAAAUUUCUUCACUAUGUUUAAUAGCUGUCCUGUUUCCCCCUCCCCCAAGUAAUUUUUCUUUGUCCCUGGGGCUGAGAAAAUAAACAUUUUCUGUCAAAAAUGGCAGCACCACUUUGGAUUGAUUUUGCUGUCCAGGACGACAGCACAUGACCCCCAAGCCCCACUACCAAGUCCAACUGUAAGUCACCAGAAAAACACUGCAUAGUUAUGAGUUAGUAAUGACAAGGGACGCUGCAUACAGUACUACCCUCUAGAAUAUGUGCCUCAAAAGUUAUCCAAACAGACUUUUAUUAAGCACAUCUUGAAUGAUGUCCAAGUCCCUCUAUAUCCUAGUAUAGUUUACCAUAGAGUUGUAAGAAAAAAACAAAAACAAAAAAACAAAACUCACUAUUCCUGUGCUGGAACCCGCAAAUGGAACGUCAGGUGGGAUUCCCAGCGUGCUGACCUGACACGCCGGCGGGGCUCUAAAUAAAGGCUUUUUUUUUUUUUUUUUUUUUUUUAAAGCAGUCCUUGGACUUGGGCCAGAAAUCUGGCAUGAGUCCUACCUGGACGGAGGGCAUAACAUCUAGUAGGCACUUCACUUGCUCAAAUAUUUAUCUGGGCUACUGGGUUGGCCAUUUUGACUGAACAGACUAGUGAAUUUAGAUGUUUUCGUCGUUAUUUUAAGCAAAUCGACCAGUUGUUUCUUUGAAAUUCGUCCGGAGGCCCCCGUUCCCGCACCACGUUCUUCCGCGAGCGCGCGUUUCCUACCGCUCCCGUCACCGGCAGACGCGCUUUUUCUUAACAGAUAGAUUCUAUAUAUUUACUACAUUAUUUAUACCCAGAUGAAUAUUUUGAUAGCUAAUUAGGACAAUUUCACAUCAAAAAGAUGGACACCUCAAUGGAAAAAAAUUACUCACGCUCUGGAAACUUAAUGGGUUGCAUUUGUCUUCCCUGAAUCAACCAAAAGGGUCGGCUCAAUCAUUUGUACAUACUUUUUGGUAGCUGGAUAACGUUUUCCUGCACUUUGUACACUAACAGGUUUUUAAAUAAAAGGGUCUAAAACUCAGCUUCUGAGGUUUUUAAAUCAUGGUCUCCAGGUACAAUAAAUGCUAGUUUGCCUUACGAUGUUAACUAUAAAGCAUUUACCAGGACGUUAUUUCCAUGAAUAUAAUGCUUUUCAAUAUAAAGAAGUUACUACUCAGAUUUUCACUGCAAGCCAUUUAGGUUCAGUUUUGGCUAUUUUUCUAAGGACGAGAGGGAUGAUGUAAUUUUGUUGUGCAAGUCUCAGUCUUGGCUAACUUAAACAUUGUGGAUAGUAGCAGUUACUAUUGCCAUGUUGUCCUAUUUACAGGAAAAUAUGUAUAUGGUGAAAGGCCACAGUGUUUACUUUCCUAACUGUUAAUGAUGUAGAAAAGAUUCCGUGUGGAUUUAGGGGGAAAGUCUGAAAAAUAGAUGCUAUAAACACGUGCUGCAGUACAAGUUUCUAAAUGGAGCUGGGGCACGUACUUCACAGGAAGCAUCGCGAUUCCGGGGACAAAGAGAUGGCGGUGGCAGUUAAAUUAUUACACAAAACUGAUGCAGCGCCCACCAAGGCUGCCAGGUCUGCCUCGUGGGUGUGUGAACAGUGCUGUCACGUCUUGAAAUUCUUAAUGUUUGGACAAGGGGCCAGCGUUUUCCAUUCUGCACUGGGCCUUGCAAAUUAGGUAGCCGGUCCUUAGAACUCAGAAACAGGGUACCUCUGGCUGGUGGCUACCAAUGAAGAACCCUGGAUCCGAUGCCGAAAGUGGCUGGCUGUGGAAUUCAAGUAGGACCCUAGAUGGAUUAAGAUGAGAGUGGGCCUGGGGCAAGAGCCUCUUUCCAGCUUGAAAAGCAGAUGACUUCAAAAACUGACUGCAAAUUUUGAUAGUUUCUGCUGGAGAAGAGGGAAAGGCCUGAUGACAGACAGGAAUUUUAUGACGGUACUGAUAUACUGUCCCGAGACUUCCGGAGGAACUGAACCCGCGCCCCGCCCCCAGCGAAGGCGGAAUUCCGUUUCGGCUCCAGGCACCUGCGCGGUGCCUGCAGACACGCGCGUGGAUGCGCACAGACAUGUGCUUUUGGUGUUGGGAAGCUGAUGAUCUGGUCUACACUUAUAAAAUGUUAAAUAAAAAAAAAAAGCCUACAAAGACAGUAAUGGGGGUGGGAGAAUGUUUUUAAAAUAGUGCUUCUCAACAAAGGGGUGCUCUGGCAAUGUCUGGAGGUAUUUUGGGUUGGCCCAUCUUGGGAGAGGGGGGUUACUGGCAUCUAGUGAGUAGAGGCCAGGGAUACUGUUCAACGCCCUACAAAGCACAGGACCGUCCCCACGACAAAGAAUUAUCCAACCCAAAAUAUCUACAGUGCCAUGGAUGAGAAACUCUUGUUUUUUUUGGUUUGUUUGGUUUUUUAAACAAAACGCUCACGAAUCUUUUUCACUUCACCCUGUAUUGAUUCAAUGCCUGGUACAGCAAACAGAAAAGAAAGGGGACACCGAAACCUACCCUGCAGUGGUUCCUUCCCUUUAAAAAAUAUUGACCCAAUUAUUUUAAAAAUCUGAAAUCUGAAAAGCAAUUUGAGCCUGUGUCAAUCCACUGAUAAGUGUCCCAACGAUCUGGAUGUAAUUUGCUCAGUUUGGGAAUGAAAAGCCAGUUCUCUGUACGCUGCUCCUUUCACCUGCACAAAUUGAAUUCCGGGUACUUGAGUCCUGCUGCCAAGCCCUCAGCCCAGACUCUCCAUUGCUGUUGUUUUCUGGUUCAAAAUAAAAUCAUUUUUGUGGUUCCAAG
Messenger RNA from Camelus dromedarius (Arabian camel), 6302 nucleotides. It is a transcript of the gene MID1, whose product is annotated as midline 1. The transcript is spliced from 13 exons. Gene Ontology annotation, molecular function: protein binding; zinc ion binding. Gene Ontology annotation, cellular component: cytoplasm. NCBI's taxonomy places the organism in Eukaryota, Metazoa, Chordata, Mammalia, Artiodactyla, Camelidae. The coding region runs from base 649 to 2652 and encodes 667 amino acids. The record is from RefSeq and is a predicted model, not a curated record. Gene Ontology annotation, biological process: regulation of microtubule cytoskeleton organization.